CCUCCUCGACUCCGUGUCCAGUUCAAUACUAUUACCUCUUUUCUCACAGAGGCUUUGGUACAUUUUCUUGAUGAUUUAGGACUUGCAGACCCUCUCGAGGUUUCCCUGACAGUUGCACUAUUCUGGAUAUAAACAUGUCGGCGAUGAAUAGUGAUCAGCUGCAUCGCUCCACCUUGGGCAUUUACUCGACCUUGAUGGACGAGUUCAACCCAAGUCUACAGAAACUGGUCUUACUGGGUAACAGCUACAUCCAAGCUUUCCAGGCUCUUGCUGUAACAAGUGAGGCCUACUUCAGUGCACUUUCAAAGAUUGGAGAGAAGGCUUUCCACACUUCAUCCUCACGCUCCAUAGGAGAUGUCCUGGUUCAGAUCUCUGAGAACCAAAGAAGACUCACCAUGGAGCUGGAUGGAUUAUUCCGCUGGUUCAGUACGGAGGUUCUUCAGGAGAUGGACAAAAACAUUAGACUGGACAAAGAUUACAUAUCGGGCAGCAGGACGCAGUAUGAGAUGGAAGUCCACAACCAGGCAGCAGCUCUGGAGAGACAGCUGAGGAGAGGAGCCAACCAGGACUGCAGUGAGUAUGUGCAGUUCCUCAGGGAGAGCCACAGAGACGCUCUGAAGGAGGAGGAGAGACGAUACCGCUUCCUGUCUGAGAAACACUGCGGCCUGAUACAAUACAUCGCCCGCCUCAUGAAUAAGACGGGAGGUUCUCUCCAGCAGAGAGCUGAUGCCUGGGCAGAUGAGGUGAACGCCACCAGAGGACCCGAGGCCAGGCGACCCACUUCUGUGGACAACUCUGUGGGGAUGAAGGACGAGAUGAGGAAGAACAGAGAAGAGCCGGCCCUGGGUAACAUUCCUUCACGAGCUCCGUCUCCCCAGGGAAGCAUUUCUCGCUCUACAGGAGCAAGAUCCGUUAGGGCAAAGGCGGACCACCAGCCUGGUGGCUCUAACCCCACCCUGCUGCCCUUCAGCAGGGGGGAGAUGAUCACGGUGCUGGUGGGACAGGCCAGGAACGGCUGGCUGUACGGACGUGCUGACAGCAGCUCACGUCAGGGAUGGUUUCCAGCCUCGUUUGUGAAAGCAGUUGAUGAUCCUCCAAGCACAACCAGCUCAGGCUCCUCACUCCGAAGCAGCAGCAGCAUGAGCAACAUGCCCGACCAAUCAGGAGGCAGCAGCUACAACGGAGGCCCGCCCCCUCCACCUCCACCACCAAUGUCUUCAAGUAAACAGCAAGAGAUGCAACCAAUCACACCGACCCUUGACAGACGGACUGAGUCUAAAUCAGAAAAAAAGAGAUCAAAACCACAUGGACAACCAGAACUCUUCCCGAGGGGUACCAACCCGUUUGCCACAGUGAAGCUGAAGCCCACAAACACCGAUGACAGAUCGGCUCCAAUCUUGUAUCGACGAUGACGUCUUAACCCUGAAACACAGCUCAUUCUUGACCUUGGAAAUAACAGAGUAUAUAUGUGGUUGAAUGUGAGUAAGUGGGCCUUGAGUGCCUCUAUAUUUGCCAAAGAUACACAUAAAACUGGAGAAAGAGGAGAAAAAAAUGUAUAAAUAUUUGAUCAUUCUCGGGUUCCCACAAGGACUGUAGAUGUAUUUUAGGUCUCGGUGAACCGGCAACCAUCAUCAUGUUUCUAUAAGGAUUUUAUUCUUGUUUACUUUUCAUAAUUGCCUCUGGUUUUAAUAUUUGUAUAAUAGUAAAACUCAAUCAUUGUGAUGUAAAUGUGUUCACGUAGCACAAACUAAUAUGUAAAUUGAUCUUACCUGCUCUUAAAUAAUCAUACCUUUAUGUUUUAUUUGCACUAAAAUUCUGACUGGUGAAUGACUUACAGUAGGAAUAAAUGAUAACUGCCUAUGAGGUGUUAAUAGUGUACAGUUAAUGUGAGGAAUCAGUGUUGACAGGUGUUAUUAAAAGCUCAGGGAUGCGUGAUAAAUAAUAUUUUCUCUGUUUUUAUUGUAUUGCAUUUCAGCCAUUUUUAUCUACAUGUUCCGCCGAAUUAAGGCCAUUAAUACAUAUUAAUUGCAUGACUAAUUUACUUUGGAAAAUGGCUUGUAGAAAAUGAAAAUGUAACCUCUGGCGUUAUAAUGUGAUAUCUUGUAAGAAAUUAGACACAAAAAUGUAUUCUGAGCCAGAAAUGUGAUGAAAAAUGCAAUGCAUUCAUGGAUAAUGUAAAACCAUCUUUAUAGCAUCAUAUAAUUACUUCAACCAGUGAGUUUCACUUUAUCAGCAGGUGGCUUUUUUUUUUUUUUACUGAUGUCUUAAUGAUAACAUUGAUCUAUAUUGAUGUAAUAUGCAAUAGAAACUAACAAGAAUAAAAAAUAAGUAGUUACAUUAUUAAAAAAUAAUUUUAUUGCACCAUUAGUUAAAGCUCCUGACUCGCUGAUUUUAAAUAUUUAGUAUUUUUCAUAUAUCAAUAUAACAAUAAUGUUGA
This is a messenger RNA of Centropristis striata (black sea bass), 2437 nucleotides long. RefSeq names its product BAR/IMD domain containing adaptor protein 2 like 2a (gene baiap2l2a). Gene Ontology annotation, cellular component: nucleoplasm; cytosol. Gene Ontology annotation, molecular function: protein binding. The transcript has 14 exons. The record is from RefSeq and is a predicted model, not a curated record. Gene Ontology annotation, biological process: actin crosslink formation; positive regulation of actin filament polymerization; plasma membrane organization. Bases 135 to 1412 code for a protein of 425 amino acids. NCBI's taxonomy places the organism in Eukaryota, Metazoa, Chordata, Actinopteri, Perciformes, Serranidae.